CUGUACUGUGUGUACUGGAACAUGGAGUGCAUGGAUCGAGGACGGCUGCACCGUUAGCAGAACCAACAGGAGCCACACCGUGUGCACCUGUAUGCACCUGUCCACCUUCUCCCUGAUCAUGCAGACGGACGACAGAGCCCAGGACCCUGCUUUGAGGCUGCUGAACAUCCUGACUGAGAUGCUGGGGCUGCUGAUCCUCACGCUGGCCGUGGUGACCUUUACCCUCUGCAGGAAGAACCCACAGGUGAGCAGCCCGCCACGCCUCCACCUGUCGGCCUGCCUGCUGCUGGCACACCCCUUCUUCCUGGUCAUCCAGAGCAGCAACCACAUGCAGGAGGUGCCGUGCGGGGUGCUCUCCGUCUUUGUGCAUUACUUCUACUUGUGCUGCUUCCUCUGGACGUCCAUAGAGGCUGCAGUACUGCUCCUGACCACUAGGAGGCUUGAGCAGCUCAACCAAAACACACAGCAGCUGACCUCCUGGAAGCACAUGUACGUGAUUGGCCACGGACUACCCCUGGUCAUCGUGGGCAUGUACGUCGGAAUGAAGCCUGAUGGAUAUGGUAGCCAGCACUUCCGCCCCACACUGUGAUGCUGCUGGAGACGA
Messenger RNA from Alosa alosa (allis shad), 604 nucleotides. Its product is annotated as putative adhesion G protein-coupled receptor E4P. Gene Ontology annotation, molecular function: G protein-coupled receptor activity. Lineage: Eukaryota; Metazoa; Chordata; Actinopteri; Clupeiformes; Clupeidae. The transcript has 4 exons. Gene Ontology annotation, biological process: cell surface receptor signaling pathway; adenylate cyclase-activating G protein-coupled receptor signaling pathway. The record is from RefSeq and is a predicted model, not a curated record. Gene Ontology annotation, cellular component: membrane. Bases 92 to 589 code for a protein of 165 amino acids.